Messenger RNA from Suillus clintonianus, 783 nucleotides. RefSeq lists its product as uncharacterized. The coding region runs from base 1 to 783 and encodes 260 amino acids. The transcript has 4 exons. NCBI's taxonomy places the organism in Eukaryota, Fungi, Basidiomycota, Agaricomycetes, Boletales, Suillaceae. The record is from RefSeq and is a predicted model, not a curated record.
AUGCAUGGGUCGCUGAAAGACUCCUACUUACUGCGCACCAAUUUCAGGGAUGUGGCGCCUCAGAUACUCCACAUAAACCACUGGCAAGUGGUCGCUGAGAGCAUCCGCCGCCACAUAUCAGACCUCAAUGAGUACGAGUCACGAGACAGUGAAGAUUUGGAUGCUCUGGAGGAUUCAGAAGAUGUGAAUGAUUUGGUCACGUCAAAUGAUGCAGUUUCGCCUCAUGUGAAGCUUGGAUCAAGGCAAGCUGUGCAGACCUUCGAAUUGAUCAAGAACACUCACAAAGAGGACGACACAUUCAAAAAAUUUCGGAUCAAGCUCAACGAGUUUUUGACUAACUUUCUACAGGCUAUUCAAGUCCCUUUACCAGGUGGAAAGCAGGUCCAACUCAGAGCAAGUGAUAUGAUUACUGAGUGCCGUUUUUUGAAGGUCAACUACGAGUCCAUGGUCAGUUGGCGGCAACAAACAGACUACCUUCGAUGCAAUCCCAAAUUCUUCAAUAAUUCGUGUUUUGAUUGUGUUUUGAUUCAGACAACAGACAAAGUGAUAUUUGGUCGCCUGCUCUUUCUGUUUGAAUGUGUAGACAAACACCUCAACCUUUAUCGUGUUCGAGCAAGACCCUGUGCGCACACUGAGUUUUUCUCAGUAAGGUCAAUAAUUCGUGGAGCUCUCCUCGUUCCAGAUGGUAGUACCGAUUACCUUGUCGUCAACACCAUCGACACUGACAUGUUCCUUUGGGUGAGGGCACUGCAUCUUGAGGCAGGUCAUCCAAUCCGUGUUUGA